Paramuricea clavata is the source of this 9301-nucleotide messenger RNA. The record is from the annotation of a GenBank genome assembly. Lineage: Eukaryota; Metazoa; Cnidaria; Anthozoa; Malacalcyonacea; Plexauridae.
UUCCUAAGUGGAAGCACGAAAUCUCAACUCGAAAAGCACGCUGGGAAAUCACUCGAAAGUGUUCAAUGGAGCCAUUCCUCUGAGAUUUUCCUGGAUAGAAAUGCUUUGUAUUUUUUAAAUUUGUGGCCAGAAAACAAACAGAUUGUGCAUUUUCAAGCGCUUCUUGUGUUUGGUUUGAGACUGUAGCGAUGAUUGGUGGGGUUUUCGUGUAUAAUCACAAGGGGGAAGUUCUGAUAUCUCGUGUUUUCCGUGAUGAUAUUGGGUGAGUCUCUGUCUAUAAUCUAUAUACAGAAUACAGUGUGCACUAUUUCAACAUCAACCAUCAGUUAUCAAAAUGAGAAAAUGAUUUGACAAAAAUUAUUUUCAUUGUAUGUUGUUGUGUUGUACGUACAUUAGUGACAAAUGGAUAGUUGUGAGAGUUGUAGUUAAUAUUUGAUUUAAUUGUUUCUGGGACUGCAAGUGUCAACAUUUCAGACUGAAAUCAACCAUAUAAAGUAUAUGAACAAGACUCCUCAGGGCCAUUCCAUUCAGUAUCUACACCCCCUUCCCAGUUCCGAUGUGGUUCAAAAUUUCUUAACCCUUACUCUCGAUUUCAAUUUGGUUUUGAAAUCCAACUUUGAAUGUUUGUUUGUAAGUUCGGAAUGUUUGUUGUAUUAACAUUCCAUAGCUUAUUCCAAUGAUGUAUGAUAAUCAAGCUUUGUAAGUUGUAGUUGGCUAGUUAAAUAAGCCAGCCAAUCAAAUUGCUUACUAUUGAAUCGUUGUAAAUCAUUGGAACGAACUUUGGAACAAAUUUCGGAACAUUUAUUUGCAAAGAACGCCCUAAAGGUUACAAACAAACAUUCAAAGUUCUAUUUCAAAAAAAAAAAAAUCAAGAGUAGGAAAUUCCUUUCAUACUAUCCUCCAGAAAUUGUGUAUAUUUACUCUUUAGUUAGGCCUAAAAAAAUACCUGUGGUUCCGGUUCCCGACCGACCCUAUUAUUUUUUCAACCCGAUUGACAGUUUAUUUUCUCUGAGUGGUUGCGGGCUGCUGCCAAAAUGGUGUCUGUUGUCACACUAAUUAUUGAAAAAAAACAUAAAUAAAUAUUCAAAAACAAAUUUAUUUCCGACCUACCGACCCUAAUUUUUUCGCGAUAUGAAACCAGAACCACAGGUAUUUUUUUUAUGCCUUAUUUAACAAUUGAAUUCUAAAGAAACAGUAGUUGCAAAUCCAUUGAGUGUCAGCGCUCUUCUCGUGAUGAGUAAAAUUGUCUGGUAUUAGACAAAGUAAAAUAAAGUAGGGUGCAGUGCAACUUGAUGGGUUGAAGACCCCUUAGAAUUUUAGACUACGUUCACACUACACUGUCGACAGCCAUUUCACAGAAAUGACAAAUCAAUGCCAAAAAUUUAAAUUAACACAAUAGCCACUACAAUGCUAUUUCUAGUUGCUACACGACCUUACCCUCAUCAAAUCAUAAAAUUUUUUGCUCAUGGUUGUCCCUAGGCAUUGUGGGAAAGGUGUUUAGAACAACAAUUAUUAUGCAGCAAUUAGAACAAAUAUUGUUCUUUUUUGAAAAAGUACAUUUUGGGGGGAUAAGAACAAGCAGUGUGGAUUAUAACGUUUUUGCUUAGGUCUGACAAAUGUCCGAUUAACGAGACUGUUGCUCGGACACUGUCCGAGAAUGGUCAGCCAACUAUUUCAACCAUUUUUACGUGACAGUGCUACAGAUCGACGUACCAUUAUUGAUUGCACGUUUGCAUGCAGAAAAAAGCUUGGCGUAUACGCCAACUAGCAACGUCCUCCGCGCCUUCACUUUGUUUGUGUUUCUUUAGGAAAUAAAGGUAUUUACUAAUAUAUAGCUAGGCCUACGGCUUAUAGAAAUUAAACAUAUUUUUGUAAGUAGUAAGUAUUGUAAACGCCGCCGGCUAUGGACUGUAACUAUCGAGAUUCGGUCACUUGAGAGAGUAUUUGCUAAAAGAGAAGCUCAAUGACAAUGUUUCCUCUGAGUGAUUUUUUCAUCCAAAUAUUUAUUGAUUGCAUUACCAGUAGGCAUAGUUAAAACAGUACUUUUCACAUAAACUACCUUCAAUUUAAAUGAACAGUGUGGCAUAUUUUAUUUGAUCGGACAAAAUGUCCGUGCAGAAUGAAAUUGAUCGGCCAUUUGGUGUUUUUGUUCGGCAAAUAGCCGAUUGCCGACCGUUAUAAUCCACACUGAGAACAAGUUUCUUUAUUACUUUCUAGACACAUGUGAUUAUUUUGCUAUUUUAAAAUAUAUUUAGGAAAAAAAAUUUUCAAAAUCAGGAAUCGGCCUUGUUUUAACAGACAUUGAAAACACCCUCAUUUAUGGGUCACAUGAGUCACAAAUUACAUCAUAAAGUUUACUUAUUCCCUGUCAGCUUGAACUAAUUUUUUGAGACAAUCAUAACUUGGUACUUUUAUUUGGUACUAGAACCUAUCCACAAAAUUCUAAAAAUAUUAUUGAUAGUUUCUGAGAAAAAUCACCCUCAAGUUUGGUCACAUGAGUCACAUAAAUAAGAAUUCAUGUAGAAUUGUUAGUUUUAGCACAAAAUAUGUGCUGGAAAUGGUUCUACCAAUUUCUUGAUGAGUAAUAGGUUUUUUUACUUGGGCAACUAUGUUUUGCCAGGUUACCAAGGCAACAAAAUUGUUUUUUCAAAAUUUCAACUUGUUUACAAAUUGCCAAAGGUUUCUCAUGAAUACAAAUAAAAAAAAGCCACUAAGUGCAGCAGAAAGACAAGAAGAGAAGAGAGAAGCUUAAGAAAGAAGGUAGAUAUGAGGAGUAUAAAGCUAAACAUGCAAACACUGUCAAAAAGUAUAGAGAGAAGCAGACUCUUAGACUAUGUAGAAAGCCUUACUGUAGAAGAAAAAGAUCAGUUAGUUUUAGAAAGAAGAGAGAAGGAUAGAAUUAGGAAGCAAAAGAACCGAGCAAAAACAGGAACAGUGUUAAGUCCAUUAGGAUCAGCACAGAGCUCUGGUAAAGCAUAUUGUCACACAAGUUCCCUAAAUCAAGCUGUCAAUGUCGUUAAAAAAUCACUUCCAGCCAGUCCAAGAAUGCGUUGAAAUGUCUUGCGGAAACUUGCAGAUGAAUUUGGCAAGGAUGAGGAUGUUGCCACCAAAGCCAACAAACACCUAUUAUCACUUGCUGCUGAAACAAUAGAGGCAGUGAAGAACUUUUACACUAGUGACAACAUAAGUCGAAUGGCUCCGUGGCAAGAGAGAUGUUGUAACCAUUAAGGACCAGGAAGGAAAGAAGAAAUUGCAAAAGCGACAUCUUUACAUGAGCAUCAAAGAAACAUACGGGGUCUUCAAAGAUGAGAAUCCAAAUGUGAAGAUUGGGUUAACCAAAUUUUCAACGUUGCAUCCUCCAAAUGUUCUCCUCAGCUCACAAACACCAUCCAAUGUCUGCACAUGUGUUUACCACCAAAAUAUGUUCCUGGCAUUAGAUGCAAUCCAUAGUCAUGUUCCUGGCAUACCGGUUUACUCCACAGAUUUUUCAGCUUCAUGUGUGCUCAAUCCAGAGAGUGAUUUAUGUUGGUUUGCCAACUGUUCACAUGAUGGUUGUGGCUUUGAAGAAAAGUACCCAUUACCUGACACUGUUAAGAACUUACCACCAAAGUGGAUGAAAUGGCAAGAAGCAAAUGGAAGACUGGCCAAGCUGGAGAACACGGGAAAAGUCCAAGAUUUGUACGACCACAUCUGCUCCAUGUCAAAGAAGUUUUUAGCCCACUGCCACAUCAAACGCCUCCAAUCAAAGCAAUAUGAGCUGGAUAAAGAGCUGGAUAAAGAGCUGGAUAAAGAGUUGGCUUCAUUGCAGGACAGUGAUAUUGCAGUAUUGCAGAUGGACUUUGCAGAAAAUUAUGCAUGCAUAGCUCAAGAUGAGAUCCAUUUGGCUCACUGGAACCAAAAUCAAGUUACCCUCUUUACCACUGUUACCUGGCUCAAAGGUGAAGUGAUGUCCAAGGUGAUUGUAAGUGACUGCGUGCAACAUGCAAAGUCCUCAGUCAUGGUAUUUCUUGUUGAAAGUCUGAAAAACCUGCCUUCAACUUUCAAAGAAGUGAGAAUCUGGACCGAUGGACCAUCCAGCCAAUUCAAAAAUAAAUUUGUGAUGGAAGGGAUGAGGAUGCUUUCAAAGAAGUAUGGAGUAAACCUUGAAUGGAAUUUCGGUGCUACUAGUCAUGGGAAAGGUCCUGUCGAUGGUAUUGGUGGGUGCUUAAAGAGGAAAGCGACCGACAGAGUUAAGAUGAGGCAAUGUGUCAUCAAUAAUGCCACAGAUUUCUUCAAAGCUGUCAACGAAGGAUCCCAGAUUGUAGUUACCCUCAUCACAGCAGAGGCAGUGCAAGCAAGAGAGAAGAGCCUUGGCCUUCCAGAUGUCUUUGCAAAAUGCAGCCCAAAUACAGGGGAUAAGUCAGUAUCACUGGGUUGGAAUCAAUCAUAAGGGCGAGUUAACCACCAAAUGGUACAGUGCAGCAGAAGUUUCAACAAACAAUGUCAUAGAUGAAUCAUCAGACCUUGAAAGUAGUGAUUGUGACAGCUGAUCAACCCAAGAUGUUAUACCAAUUGCAACAGAGAUUGGUCAGUGGUAUGCUGUGUACUGGAGACCAAAUAACUAUUGGUUUAUUGGCAGAGCAUUGCAAAUUGAGUUGGAUGGGCGGGUCACUAUGCAAUUUGUACAUCAAACAGCCGAAGACGUAAAUUGUUUUAAACCAACCAAUGACAUAGACACAGUUCCUGCAUGUGACAUUUUGAUUAAAAUAGAAUCACCAACACCACUUUCCGCUUCUAGAUGCUCUACAGUAAAGUUAACCGAUUCCGAGUACCAACAUGUUCAAGAAGCUUUCAGAAGCAAAGUUGAGGACAUGUGAUCGAUAACAUUUUGUGGCUUGUGAAAGUGUUUGAUACCUUGGGGUUUAAAGUUGAGCAAACAUUAGAUGUGUUCUUGAUUAACUGGCAUUUUCACGAGAAAUUUUUAAUAUAUCAGUUUCUACAGGGUUUCUAGGUAUAAUUUGUUAUUGGUCACGUGAGUCACAUUUUUUCUCACGUGAUUCAUGCCAUGGAGUAAGUUUGAUUGAACAUCCAUAGUUCUGUUGACUAUGAUGCUAACCUAGCCAAAAAUUGUUCAUUUUACAUGUUGUAAACUGAGUUAAUAGGUUUUAUUUGUCACUGGUCACGCGAGUCACAUUUUUGUGUCACGUGAGUCACACUGCAUUUGUAUGAUCAUUUGUUAAACAAAAGAUGAUUUUCAAAAAAAUCAAUUGAUAGUGAUAGUGUCAUGUCCCAGUAUACUUUUUAUGAAAGUUAGAAAAAUAUAAAAUUAUUACUUUGCCAGGAAAAUAGAUAAGAAUACCAUUGGGUAGAAUUUUUUGUUUUCUGGCUGUCACGUGAGUCACAAAAAGUAAAUGGGUAUAUCUGAGGCUGUGAGUACAAUUAUCAGGAAUUAAACGAAUCAUCGUGAAUAUCUCCCUAGGGUGUUUCUUGCCUGAAGUGAGUUUAGGUUUUGCUAAAUCAGACGUGGCAGAAACGUGCAUUUAAAUCCUAAAAUUUUGUGACUUUGUGAUGUCACGUGAGUCACGGUGAAAUGGCUAGCGAAAUAAUGCCAGAAGAAUUUACGUGUUUUUUUGAAAAACCGGUUUUUCGGUUUUGCCAAAGUCCAAGCACAGAAAAACUGGAAAAGACAAAGAAACGGAAAACGAGAUAAUAACGCAUGACUCAUCACACUCGUGGGCACGACCAAAGAAGGUAAAACUUAGCCUUGAAGCUUUGACUAGCUUAAAAAAGCCACAACAACAAACGCCAGCUCAGCUACCUCGUGAUCGUUUGUCAAAAGAAAUCAAACGGUGCCAGACGUAUCCCCGUAAUUGACUAUGAUGAAGAUCCGCUGAAGUGUUGGCAGAGAAACGAAGUUGAUUUCCCAGUGCUCUGUCAGCUUGCCCGAAAGUAUCUUGCGAUCCAGGCUAGCAGUUCUCCAUCAAAACGAUUAUUUAGCAAGGCAGGACUGGUCAGUACUCCAUCUCGAGCAAAAUUAAAACCAGAAAAAGUUGACAUGCUUACGUUCCUAGCUGAAAACUUGUAAAUUAAUACGUUCUUUUAACAUUGUCUUCUUACUGAUAUAUUUAUAACUCUGUAAGCUUUUGAUAUUAAGCAUCUAAAACCAGGGCUCGAAAUAGCGGGCUGCCAUGCAAUGGCCAAAAGCAGGCCAUAUUUUAGAAAUGGCAGGCCAAAACAAAUUUGAACUGCCAAAGAAAAAAAAUGGCAGGUGAAAUUCUAUAGAUAUAUUUCAACUCAUAUAUACCAGAUCAUUCAGUUGACUAAAUUAUCUAAAUACGUUUAUAUUUGAAAUGUAAUUCCAAGUUUACUGUAGUAAAAUAGACAAGUUUAAAUAUAAUAAAAAUGCAUAUCAUGAAAACAUUGAUUUUUACAAGUGUGACUCAUAUGAGACAUCGCCAUUUUGGCAGUUCAAUGAAUAAAAUGGCACUAUGGCAGGGUAAAAUUUAUUUCACCUGCCAAAAAAUUUUAGACUGGCAGGCCAUCUUUUUUCUCUACUUUGAGCCCUGUCUAAAACUAAAAUUCUUCACAUAAUAAAAACAUGUGCUACACUGUGUUAUUUACAGAUAAAAAAAAUGGUUUUUCGUUUUUUUCUUGACGGUUUUUGGUUUAUGUUUUUAUUUUCAAGAACCGCCCCAGCCUAUGUGGUUACACUACGCCAUUACAGUUUGUUUACAAAUUAAGUUAGCACUUACAGUAUGUAAACCCAAAAUAUUUCAAAUAGAGCAAAGAAAUUUAAAUAAAAAGCAUUCCACUUUACUGUUUUGAGACCUGAAGUGCUUGGUUUGCAAGCGGUACAAAAAAGUAACGAUGUGUAUGUUCACUCGAAGCCACCUGUUUUCAUCUUGAGCACUCCAUUUAGAAAGCGUGCUGAAAUUGUUAUGGCAAGAGUGACGUCUUCAAACAAUAUUGCUUCAUUGUAAAGUGAACGCGACGGCUAAUUGUGACUUUUCUGUGCCGUUUUCAAUCCGCUCCAGCGUACUGAGCGUAGUAUGAACGUAGUCUUUUAAGAGUUUAAAAAAACUUAUUUGCUGGGUUUGAAAUUUAUUCAUUCGUUCAUAAUUUAUUUGAUAAAGCUAGCAGGUUAACCACAGACAGGAGUUUCAGAAUAAGCCGGCGGCCGCCGGAGUUCUGCCGGCUACUUGAACUUUUACCGCCGGCUACUUUUCGUCUGGUCACAGGAAAAAUUUUACAUACAAAGGUACAAGCGAAUCAACACGAUGUUUGUUAUGUUCCAAUUGGAAUUCAAACAAAACAUCACUUAUUUUGGAAGAUCAAUAAGAUCAAUAAUACAUAGUACCAAACAUAGCUUGCUUUCUUAAGUUGCUGUCGAAAACGAUAAUAUAAACCUUCUCUGUUUUCUCGUCGCCAUCUUGAAUUUCGUAGCAAAUGGUCAGCGGCUCUGAAUCUUCCUGAACAGGAAGAUGACUCUGAUUGACUCUGUCAGAUGAUUUUACUUGUCAAGGAGAGAGUGCUGGCACUCAUUGGGUUAACCGUCUAAGUUGCUUUCUACCCUAAUGUGCCCUACUUUAUUAUUUUACUCUGUCUAACGCCAGGCGAUUUUACUCGUCAAGGGGAGAGCAGGGCCGUAGCGAAGAGGCCAAAGCAGGCGGGGUGUAGUAUCGCAUUUGCCGGCAACAUUUCAGUCGCUAAUUAAUCUUUCUUUUCCAAAAAUUGUUGGCCGUUAUUUUGCUGAGAAGAUGUUUUCAGAGGGGGGCGGGUGUCACACCCCACACCUCCCCCUAUAGCGACGGCCUUGGGGGAGAGCUUUGGUCCUCAAUGUUGCGUUAAGAGUCGUCUCAAGUCGGCUGGUCCAUCAUUUAUGGAAACUAUAAACUUUUCAAAGUCUAUAGAUGUUUACAAUCAGGCUAAAAUGAAGGUUGGGAAAAGAAAAACCUACUAGGAUAAAUUUUCAAGUAUUUUGAGUUCUCAUGUCAUGACAUGUGACUAACUUCUAUCGGUAGCUUUAACGUUCAAGUCUGUUUGUUCAUCCCUUUCCUUGUUUGUUUUACUGUACUUGUUUGUUUGUUUACUUUUCUAAACUCAUGCCAUUCAUUUUGUUCAAUUAGGCGAAAUUGCAUCGACGCAUUUCGUGUGAACGUCAUCCACGCGCGUGGCUUAGUGCGUUCUCCCGUAACCAACAUCGCACGAACGAGCUUCUUUCACACAAAACGUGGUAAUGUUUGGAUAGCUGCAGUCACGAGGCAAAAUGUCAACGCUGCCAUGGUCUUUGAGUUUCUCUUCAAAGUUGUGGAGGUUAUGCAGUCCUACUUCGGGAAACUGACAGAGGAGAACAUUAAGAAUAAUUUUGUUCUCAUUUAUGAAUUGCUUGACGGUAUGUUUGUUUAUAUUUGAAUUGAAUUUAUUUAAAAAUAGGCUUUACAACCAAAUAAAGUUGAAAUACACCUAAUUUACAUAUAAAACGAAUAUAUGUAUAGCGGGUAAUCAUGCGAUGGCGAGUACAAUUAGGGAUUAAUAGUACUCGUGAUGUUUGGAAAUUUUUGCCAAAAUUGGACGAGCCGCCAGGGCGAGUCCAAUUUGGCAAAUUUCCAAACAUCACGAGUACUAUUAAUCCCUAAUUGGACGAGCAACAUCGCAUGAUUACUUGUUUAUUAUUAGCAUGACAAAAUUGGAUACUUCUCAAUGUCAACAUUCUCAAUGUCAACAUACUUCUCAAACUUUCAACUAAAAUUUGGUGCUUUUGUUCAUAUUUUCAUUUAGUUCUUUACUUCUUUUGUUAAAGCAAAAUUUGGUGCUUUUGUUCGUAUUUUCAUCUAGGGCAAUUUCAUUUCACCUUUGUGUUUAAAAUACCUUUCCGCCAAUUUGUUUGUUUUGGGAAAAUCAUUAAUUGUACUGCAAUACAAUUAAUGAAAUAAUUGUACUCCAAUCAGCAUCCAGUAAUUUUGUCAUGCUAAUAAUAAACAAAUUUAAAAGCUACUUCGUUAUAAUCCAUCACACAUGAACCACUACUAUAUAGAUCAGUGACAUGAACUUGUAGGGAUCGCAUCCGGAAGUCAGCAACUUCCGGUAAUUAUAAUCCCAUAUGACCUAUGUUUGUCGUAUUAUUAUCCGAAAUAUACAAUAUAUUUCAUUAUACAUUCUAAUACUCUGUGAAAAGAACAAGCUUUGUUUUACAAAAUGAGUGUAAUUUUGAAGCCUAAAGUAAAGUGCUGUAGUUACUCUGUUACGAAGCGUCAAAGUUUCACAAAUUUGCAGUUCGGCAGCCAUUAAAAUUAGACGGCCUCCUUCUUCAAACUAUUUUCCG